CACGCUGCACAGGCAGAAGAGUGUCCAGCACACGAAGCCGCCGUCGGCCUCCCGCGAAAAGCGCCGAGCCGCAGCCCCGCGGCCGCCCAGCCGGAGCCGGGAGCGUUGCGCACCCCUCGGGGCCGGCGCCCCCGGAGCCGCUCCCGCAGCAGCCCGGUCCCGGCCCCGCCUCGGCGGCUCCUCCCCCGGCGCUGCCGCCUCCGGGCCCCGCUCGCCCUUGAGGCGGUCCACGGCCCCGCUCCUCUCCUCCUUUCGGUGACAUCGCUCCGCGCCCCUGCCCGCGGCUGGAGGCGCUCCGACCGAUGCCCUCAGAACAUGUCUAACUGGACAAGUCUGUGGUAUGUCUGGUUAAUCUUGCUGACUAUGUUCAUGCUCCUGCUCUGUGGGAUCACAGCCAGCUGCAUCAAGUUCUGCUGCCGGAAAAAGAGGCCUCCAGUUCAGCCCUUCCCUCGGCACCCCUACGAUCUGACUGGUGUUGCUAUUGACAGCGACAGCACAGCCCACAGCACAGUGACCUCAUACAGCUCAUUCCAGUACCCUCUGAGUGUCCCUAUUCCUUCACUAUUUGUGGGCAUGGACAGGAGCACUGUGUCCCCUCCAGCUUACAGUCCCUACACAAUGGAGUUGCCACCUUCUUAUGAUGAAGCUGUCCAAAUGGGUAAACAAUACAUUGAAGUAGCACUGGUCAGCCAGAAGCUCAGUGACAUCACUGAACAGGUGAUGCCAGGUGGGCUGAAUUGCACCCAGUGUUCACCUGAUAGAACCAACAGAGAUCCAGCAACACAGCCCAGCUCAGAAAAUUCAGAAGAUGUACCACAAGAACAGCCUCAGCUCUAGCUCAUUUCACAUUUGGAGUAAAGGAAUGCAAGGCACAAAGAAUUUGGUUUUAUAAGACAAGUUUCGAUGAAAAGAUGUUUCCUCCCAUGCAGUUGUAAUGAUCUGUCAGAAGAAAUGUUUUCUGCUGUAAUUUCCUGGUUAAGCUUCUUCAGGGAUAUGAAGGGAAGUAAAAGGGCAGCAGUUUAAAAAUACCUGUACAAGUGGAACAGGGAUGCUUGUUCAUCAUCUCCUGAUUAAGAAAAAUGAUUCCCUGUGCCCAGCAUAUGGCAACAAAAAAAAAGGUCAGGGCGAUUUUGCCAUCUUGGAAAGAAAGAGCAAGUUGUUCAAGAACAGAACCUUCCCAAACUGGAGUUGAAAGCAGAAUCCCACAAACUUGUUCUGAAGAGUCUGUGAUACUCAGAUGCUCUGUAGUUUCAUUUAUUUUGGGAACUUUAACUGUCCAGCAAACUGCUGAGGUGCUAAACUUGCUGCUACACAAUGGCACAUGUUCCUACACUGAAGGAAGAUGGCAGGAAUGUAUUUGAAGGAAAUGUAUGAUCUUGUGUUUCCCAACUAGAAUCAUUAGUUAUGAGACUUGAAGGUGUUUGAUUAUUGUUGUUGUUUUUAAUCUUUAAACUUCUAUUUUUAAGAUGCAGUGGUUUGUGUGGGAUCCUUUUGCUACAUAUUUUGCCAGUUAAAGUACAAAUUAGUUUUGGAGGUAUUUCUGCACAUGGUUAAGUAUUACUAAUGUUUCAAAUAUUCAAUUUCUUUGUUGAUUAAGCCUGGUGGAUUUGAAAAACACCACAAAUUGGAAAAUGUCUAUUGUUUCAGAUAGCCAAAUAUAUAUUUUCUGUAUUUCAGAAGAAUAUGAUACUACCAUCAUCAGAAUUUACCUUACAAAAUCUCACCUGGAGGGAUAAUUAAUGUGAACUUGACAAACACUUAAACCUCAGGGGAAAAAAAGGCUGAAAUAAAUAGCAAGAUAACCCACAUGGCAUCAGUUUAAAGGUUUAUGAAAAACUAUUAGCUAUUCAGUUGAAUUAUACUACCUGCCAGUGUCAGCAGCAAGUUCAUAAUGAUUUUCUGCAGUGUGAAUUUCUCCCAAAUAAAACAUUUAUUUCUGUAUUGAUAAUGUUUGUUUGAAUUAAACAGGAAAAUCCACAGUGGGGGAAUUAAGGAUGAAAGUAACAUGUACCGGGGCCACUAAAAGAAUAGUUAGGUGCUAAGCAAAUGUUUGCGUAUAGGUUUAUCCAAACCAUAUGGAAGUUCUCAGGGCAGCAACAAACUUUAUGUAUUUGGAGAAGCAAGAUGAGAGCUAAUGGAUCAUACAGAACAACAACAAAUACCAAGAACAAUAAAAUGAGAUCUUAAUGAUUUAGACAGAGGGUGAAAGUUACUUUUCUGACUGCUUGUGUGUUUGCAUCUGUACAUAUAGUCACCAGCACCUGAAUAAUACAUUGUUAGCCAUUAGCUCUAGUGUAUCUCUAUCUAUGUUUCAAAAAUACUAAGCUAUGCAAAACUUCAGUAUUAGUAGUGUUUAUCAAUGAAAAUGUAUUUCCUACUCACCUCAGAUAUCCAGGCAGAUAAGAAGCAAGUGUUAUUUUUAAGUGAAACUAGAUUAAAUGAAAAACUAAGA
Anas platyrhynchos (mallard) is the source of this 2452-nucleotide messenger RNA. RefSeq names its product transmembrane protein 52 (gene TMEM52). The record is from RefSeq and is a predicted model, not a curated record. Lineage: Eukaryota; Metazoa; Chordata; Aves; Anseriformes; Anatidae.